UAUGUCAUUACAAUUGACAAUUAGAGAUUGGUCAGGUGAAUCGUAUCGGAAAGAAAUUAGAUAUUCAAAGGAUAUAGAAAAAAUAACAAUUUAUGACUAUAUAUUCAUCAAAUUGGAUCUUUUAAAUGAACUUUGUGAUUCCGCUAAACACAGUGAUUUUGUUCUAAGCAGACAAUCAAAUGUUGAAUGGACUACAUAUUUAGGAGAUUUAAUAAAAGAUAACUUGCGAUUUAUUGAUAUUCGGCUAACAGCAUCAUUUAAAGUAUCUAAUGUUAAUCAUGAUGACAGUCAAAUACCUGAGAAUGAGACAAGGCGGAUAUCAAAUUUACGUUUGAAUUCUGGGGGGCAAACUGAAUCUAAACCCGAAGAUGAAUUUGUAGAUAUCAGAGAAGAUAGGAAUUCCAACGCCCAUUCAAAUCCUCUUCUUUUAUCAGUAAACUAUACUUUGACGUCGGACGAUCCCAGUCAAAGAUCUCGAGAUGAAAAAGAGCUUCCAAAUUUUAUUAGGUGUAGAGAAGAGUUUAAUAAAAAAUUACUUGAAGAUGUACAUGAUCCAACAAAAGCGAAAAGGAUGAUAGAUGGUACAACAUAUCCAACCUACCCCAAUGAAGGAGCAUUUAUGAAUAAAUAUAGAGACUCAACAAAUGGUUUUGAUUUAGAUAUACCUGAAGAGUUUAUAAGAGAAAUUGAAAAUGAACAGGGCUUCUUUAAAAAUGUUUGCCGCAAAACGCCGCAAUCCAUUCUGUUGGCUCAUUAUCAGCAAUAUGUGCGAGAGAACGAAAACAGACAGCACGAUGGUAAAUACCUAAUCUGGAAAUUUGAUUCAAAAGCUGUUUGCAUUAGUCCAUUAUACGGAACGGCUCCAAGGCAUUUCAAAAUUCGCUAUAGAGAAGUACCCAAUGGCGAAAAGUUUUUUUAUUGUACAAGAGAAGGGAAUAGGUAUCCAAGCCUUAAAUCUACAAUAGACGCUUAUGUUAUGAAUAGAAUAAGACUGUAUUUGAAAACGCAAAGAGGUAGCAGUAGUUCAGCUGAUAAGUAUCCACUAUUUCUGAAGGAACCUAUCUGCUUAGAAAGACGAAUAGACGGAAUAAUAAUUCCUGAACAGAAGCCUCAAAGGGAAGAAGACGAGCCUUCCCCCUUAAAGAAAUUCGAUGCAACAUAG
This is a messenger RNA of Dimorphilus gyrociliatus, 1162 nucleotides long. Lineage: Eukaryota; Metazoa; Annelida; Polychaeta; Dinophilidae. The record is from the annotation of a GenBank genome assembly.